This is a messenger RNA of Ipomoea nil (Japanese morning glory), 822 nucleotides long. Its product is annotated as protein FAR1-RELATED SEQUENCE 9-like. NCBI's taxonomy places the organism in Eukaryota, Viridiplantae, Streptophyta, Magnoliopsida, Solanales, Convolvulaceae. Gene Ontology annotation, molecular function: zinc ion binding. The record is from RefSeq and is a predicted model, not a curated record. Gene Ontology annotation, biological process: regulation of DNA-templated transcription. The transcript has a single exon. Bases 1 to 822 code for a protein of 273 amino acids.
AUGCAGUUCGAGAGCGUGUUGGGAAUGCAGCGCUACCGGCAAGAUAAAUUAAACGCCGAGUGCGAGGGUUACCUGCCAGAGUUUAAAACACCAUUAGCACUUGAGCGCCAUAUUGCACGAGUGUUCACAAUCACUAUUUUUUACGAGUUGCAGAAAGAAAUAGAAGCAGCUUGUUUUGAUUCUUUUGUGGUUGGUUUACGCCACGACGGGGAUAGCACCUAUUAUGACAUUGGAGGUGCGGGCAACAUUACUUCGACCGUACACUACAAGGCGAGUGGUCAAGUGAAGUCAUGCAAUUGCAACUUGUUCCAAAGAAUGGGCCUGGUCUGUCGGCAUAUGUUCGUUGUUUUCCGGGGUGCACAAAUGGAACAGUUACCCCCCGACUACAUUGUGGGCCGUUGGUGCAAACACCUCGACUAUGGUGCAUGUAGGGGCGUACCCCCUAAUGGCGACAGGCCAACGCCCACAGCAACCCAACUAUGUGCCGAGAUAAACACGUGCGUGGGGAUGGUAGGCAAUAGCCUAGAGCGGCAAACGCGGAUGGUCUCGGUUCUGAAGGAUCUUACCAUAGAAUUCACUAGUGACGAUUUAACUGUGAACCAUGUUAAGGGUAACCGCACUGCGAUCCAAGCAUUAUGCGGUGUGGAGCCACCGAAAAGAAUAACGAUCUUAGCCCCCGCCCAAGCGAAGAAUAAAGGUACUGGGAAGCGUAUAAAAAGCAACAGGGAGAUGGCCAUUGAGAAAAGUUCCAAACCCGGAAGAAAGUGUGGAAUUUGUGGGAAAUACGCCCAGCAUAACGCCUGUAGUUGCCCUUCAAAGUAA